GUGAUGUGAGCUGUCGGCAGUGAGAUCAUGUGAGAGUCCACGUUAGGAGAAAGUAGGUUAGCAGGGUAGACUGAGAGGAAAGCAGGCGGAGAGUCAUAGCACCAAAGAGGAGAAGAAGGAGGAGGGGGAGAACAACGUCCACCGUGGGACUUAGUCUGUCAAAAAAAGAAAAGAAAAGUUGAGCCAAAUCUACUCUGUGCUGUGCGCACACUCGACUACCAUGCAAUCCAAGGCGACUUUCUGCGCUCUUUCCGACCGCUCCGACUUAACCAAGCGAUAAAGGGGAGCUGUUGCGCGUACUUGUUUUCUUGUUUACCUUUCUCCCACCUUCUUGUGUUUUUUCGAUUUUUCUUGGCUUUUUUUCCCGUCGGUCUGUACUGUUGGGGCUGUGCUUCAGGACAGCUGUCUGCACCGGGACCAAGUUCAUAUUGACAGAGCCAGUGUCCUCUGGCUGCUGCUGCGCCUGCCUCCCCCUCAGUGCUGUCACCCACAGUCACCACAUGUAGCCCGGUUUCCUCGUCAAGUAUUGGAGAAACACAGCAUCCACCAUGAGAGGAAGGCCAGGAUUAUUGUUCAUCUCCACCUUAAAAGUGGUCGGCAGAGAGCCGGGAUCGCGCCUACCUCACUCCCUCCUCCCCCUCCCCCUGCAGUGAGAAAGUGUGUCAGUAGGACAGAAUGUCCACACGAGCUGACAGGCUCCUGCGCCCGAGUGACGGAUCACUCCUCCAAUGCCGAGGAGGCUGGAACACUGCUCAGCCUGUGGGAAGGGAGGGUAUCUGAGGAGGGUGGGGUCUCGGUGUUGCUAGAGUGAGCCGUGAAUGAGUGUUGUGAGGAAUGCUCACAGACAAGAGUUAUAUAAUCGAGAGAUGAGGGAGGGGUGGAGGGGAAGUGGAGAGAAACAGAGGAAAGAGAGAGAGAGAGGUGGAGGCGAGGAGGGAGAUAUUUUUCCAUUGCAAGCCUGCAGCUGCCCUGAUCAGUUGCAGUAUUUUAGUUACAGUUCCAGAGGAGAGACAGCUGACUAUGCUAUUAAAGGGGAAAUAGGAGGUGGAAAACUUGUGUUUUCCAGUACUUAAGAGUGCAACGAUUCUUUCUAGCUCUGUGAGUGUUAUUUCGUAUGUCACCCCUGCGCCACCGAGGAGCCACAAAUAAUAAUCCACUACGUUUGAAAAAUGUUCUUCCACUUAUGAUACAUCCACAGUUGUUUUUCAGUCUGGAGAGAAGGAGUCUUUGUGUGAGUGUCAUGUGAUUACAUUAUCUGUUUGUGUCUUCUGUUCCCUCACGGGGGCCGCAUGCAGACAAACACUUCAGGGCAACUUAACCUCUCCUGUUCUGAGUCUGGCCGUGUUUUGUCUGCAACAUAAGAAAAACAAAUACGAGAUACAACAGAUGCCUCAUUAUUACACCCUAUUGAUGACACCAUUUUGGUUUUAAAACUCAGAUCGAGGUCAUCCCCUGUAAGAUCUGUGGGGACAAGUCCUCGGGAAUCCACUAUGGAGUCAUCACCUGCGAGGGCUGCAAGGGUUUCUUCCGUCGAAGCCAGCAGAACAACGCCAUGUACUCUUGUUCCCGCCAGAGGAACUGCCUGAUUGACCGAACUAACCGCAACCGAUGCCAGCACUGCCGCCUACAGAAGUGUUUGGCUUUGGGCAUGAGCAGAGAUGCUGUAAAGUUUGGCCGUAUGUCAAAGAAGCAGCGUGACAGCCUCUACGCUGAAGUGCAGAAGCACCAAAAGUCUCAGGAGGGCACGGGCACAGGAGGAGAGGCCUCUGCAGCUCUAUCCCUGACCAGGGACGACGGAGGCAGCGGAGGCAGCAGUGAGGAUGUUGAAGAAGGUCUGAGCAGGUCGUACAGCAGCGGUGGCUCCAGUUCCACUCUCAGCGAUCUGGAUGACAUUGCUGCGCUGCCUGACCUGUUUGACCUGCCGCUGACCCCAGAGGAGGCCAACGAGUACUGCAGCCUGGAGCUGCUCGGAGGAGGUGGAGGAGCCAGCGCCGGGAACACCUCCAAUUCAUCGUCCUCCUCAUCUUCUUCUCCGUCCCCGCCAUUGUCCAAUCAGAAUUCCCCACAGCAGACUGUAUUGGAUGGGGCAGACAGCAAUGGGAUUCAGCUCCUGCACACGCACACACAUCCUCUGUUGGGACACACACACACACUGCUGGACCAUCUGCCUAAUGACUGCUCAAUAUCAGAGCUUGAGCACAUCACCCAAAACAUUGUGAAGUCCCACAUGGAGACGUGUCAGUACAGUGCCGAAGACAUGAAGAGAUUCACCUGGGUCCAAUACACACCUGAGGAAACUCGUACUUUUCAGAACAAGUCAGCGGAGUGGAUGUGGCAGCAGUGUGCUCACCACAUCACCAACGCCAUCCAGUACGUUGUGGAGUUCGCAAAACGCAUCGCAGGUUUCAUGGAUCUGUGCCAGAACGAUCAGAUCAUUUUGUUGAAAGCAGGCUGCCUGGAGGUGCUGCUGAUACGCAUGUGCCGAGCUUUUAACGUCAACAACAGCAACAUUUUAUUCAAUGGGAAGUUCGCAUCAGCUCAGUUCUUCAAAGCGCUCGGUUGUGAUGACCUUGUCAGUGCAGUAUUUGACCUCGGAAAAGGACUGUGCCGUCUAGAGCUGUCAGAUGAGGAGAUUGCUCUGUUCAGUGCUGCUGUCCUCAUAUCGCCUGACCGACCCUGGCUGUCAGAAGGACAAAAGGUUCAGAAACUCCAGGAAAAGGUUUACCUGGCUCUGCAGCACAGCCUACAAAAGAAAGGUGAUUCUGAUGAGAAACUGGACAAGAUGACGUCCAAGCUGCCCAUAAUGAAGUCUAUAUGUAACCUCCACAUCGAUAAACUGGAGUUUUUCCGUUUGGUCCACCCAGAGACAGCCUACAGCUUCCCGCCACUGUACCGGGAAGUUUUUGGCAGCGAGAUGUCUCUGCCAGACUCCACAAACAGCUAGACAUCCAGCUACACAACACCAGAUAUGGAGAAAGCGUAUUGAGAGGUAGGGACGCGAGAGGAGGGACAAAGAAGGAUAGAGAUAUUGAAGCUCAACAACCAGCAGUUAUGAGACAAUCCAGGACUUUUAAAAACUUUGUCUCCCAUGAUCCCAAAGUAGUCCUCCACUUUCCCAGCAGGCAACAGCACCUUACACUACAGACAGCACAUGCUCAUGUUCCUCUGCAUAUUGUAGCACUACCAACAAGUGAAUAGACACACAAAAAAGAAUAACAACAACACAGCAGAACACUCAGCAUGUAACAGCUCCAAGCACUUAUUUAUGAUCAGAUCCACAGUGGAUCAGGCAAACAGUUUUGAAUGUACUUUAUUGGUAAGCACCGCUGCACAAGCCAGAACGCAACAACUUUUACACACUGUGUUAGAACCAAGUCAUGUUCAACGACGGGUUUCACUAUUAUUGCAACUCUCUGUCAAUAUUUCUCUGUUAAAGCUUCUCACUAAGGUACACAUUUCUAUCUGAUAUCUGACCAUCACUAAGGGACCAAGAUCACAAGUCAUGUACUCUAUUAUAAAAAUAAUGGACACUUGUCAUGUCAUGAUUUGUGGCUCAGGGUGACCUCAGUCAGCUGAGAGCCACUUUCACACACAGGUAUAUGGUGUUCGGUGCUGCCUUUGUAGGCUCUUUUAUUGCAAUGAGAAACCUCAGUCCCACACACCCCUUCCCUUGUAAAUGCCACUUAGAGUCAGGAUAAGAUGAAAUUAUCUUUAAUUUAUAUACACAUUUAUACACAAAUAUUUUAAAUAAGAAUGUAAAUAGGUGACUAAUAAGUAUAUGGAGAGAGAUACUAUAAUGUGUGUUCAGUUGAGUCUUGAAAGUGUGAAAGGGAGAGAGAAAAUUGUGUAUUUAGAUGGGGAGGAAGAGGAGAAAACAGAGGGUUAAGAAUAGAUGCGUUUUCAGACUCAAAUCUUUUACUGGGUUAUUUUUCCUCUCGUGACAGUACUCUCAGGUUUUUUGGCAGAGACCCUUUUCUGUCCCAAUGACAAAGCCCACUUGGGUAAGGUAAAGUCAUGUGGUAAGCAUUUUGGAGGACACAAAUUGCACAUGUGACACAGCAGGGGAGACAGUGUGUCUGAACAAGGACGAAAAGAUCAAAAUAAAGAGCGAGCGAGAGAGAUGUUGCGCUUUUAAGCUGAGCUUUAGUCUGUACUUUGGCAGACAGGAUGACACUAAGAAAAAGAUGAAGCAAAGGCAAAAAGUCGACUUCAUGGACUCUUCAAUGGAAGGGGACGCACAGGGUCUGCCCUACUCUUUCUAACCAGCAGUCAGGAAAGCAGGUGCAGUCAAAUUAUUUUCCACUCAUUAUGUUUCAGUUGGUGAAAGACCAGGACAAUAGCUGUCCCUACGUAUUUAACGGUCCAUUGUAUGUGUCAUACAUAAACCUGCGCUGCUGGUUAAGAUAACUGUAUUAUUUUGUACAUUUGCUGUUCCUCUCGCCUUUAGUCCAAAACCCAGCACUUGUCUGAAAAACCAAGCACUUAAACUUUCCUCUUUCUCACCGGACACGAGUCUGAAGCCAGACAGAGCCACCAGCUAACUCCUGAGAUGGGCCUUAAUGCCAGUAAGACUCCACAGUUUUCACUUUGUCUUUGCUAUCAUUUUACCUGUUCAUCUGUCACAGUGUUUCCAAGAUCAUUGUUUUUAUUUGUUUGUUUUUUUCUUGUACAUAAAGUGAACAACAUGUUUUGAAGGUUGUUUCAAUACUAUGACAAUGAUAAGGUCUUACUUGGGUUUGCUGUGAAGUCCAUGAGCAGAGUCAAGAGAACCUGCUGUUAGCUGCUCAGGGAGCUAGCUGUAUUCUCUCGUCCCUUUAUUACCAGUGACAUAUUUUAGCCUCAGUCUCCUCUCACAUUUGCACCUAAGAUGAGACCCAUAACCAUGAUCACUGUGGAUGUAAGUUCUAUUUUGUGAAUUGCACUCACAAAAGUGUCAAACCCUUCCCAUUUGUCCUAAUAUUGUAAUGUCAAAUUAAAGAAACGGAAAUGAAAAGGUUAAAAAAAAUAAUUUAGAGUUCAAAAUGGAUGUCAUUAUUGGGUUUAACAUUUGUUUUGCUGUGAUUUUCUAAUGAUUUUUUCAGUCAUUUAUCCGUUUUUUUAUGUGUCUCCCCACAAUGGUCUUGCAAAGUCUGUGAUCCAUUUUUUUUUAAAAUUGGAGGAAGACAAGGUACAAACAAACAAAAAUAGUUUGCCUUCUUUAUCUUUCCCAAUAAGACAAAAUGUAAAAGAGGUAUAUUACUAGUCCAAAAGUAAAUUGAGUCACAGCUCUAUAUAUUGUCCAAUGGGAAACCUUAUAUGUGGUUUUAAGAAUGUAAUAAAAUGUGUCUUUUUCUUUGAAA
This is a messenger RNA of Cynoglossus semilaevis (tongue sole), 5339 nucleotides long. It is a transcript of the gene rorcb, whose product is annotated as RAR-related orphan receptor C b. Gene Ontology annotation, cellular component: nucleus. Gene Ontology annotation, biological process: regulation of transcription by RNA polymerase II. The record is from RefSeq and is a predicted model, not a curated record. The transcript is spliced from 11 exons. Lineage: Eukaryota; Metazoa; Chordata; Actinopteri; Pleuronectiformes; Cynoglossidae. Gene Ontology annotation, molecular function: zinc ion binding; RNA polymerase II cis-regulatory region sequence-specific DNA binding; nuclear receptor activity. The coding region runs from base 1553 to 2944 and encodes 463 amino acids.